AUGCCCAAGGAACGCCCUUCUCGUGCUACUCGCCAUCAACCGUCGGUGCAGCUUAGCAAGCGCAAAUAUGCAGUCCAAGAAAAUGCAGUUAAGCCAGUGACAGUUGGUACGGCCGCUGAUGUCCCGGGCGACGAGAUUCUCCAGUUGAUGGUUAGCCCCGACCCGGCGACAAGCCAGGUCCUCAGCAAGAAAGAUAAACAAAACUUGAGGCGUGAAGCAUUUCUCCAAAAGUUUGGGCAAGCAAACUCGCCAUAUUCUAAAUCCCACAAUCGACGCCUAAAGCGCAAAGCCAAGGAGCAAAUCGCGGGUGGCCUUUCACAAAUGCAGACCGCUAUCGCCGCCCUUGAAAAAGAUGACGACCCUACGAAGCAACCUACUGAAGUUGACCAGUCUGCAGGUGGCCCGAAAGCAAAACGCAAUACGAAACGAAGCAUGAUUGGUGAGGGCAAGGGAUCAACCCUCUCAAAAUCACAGCGAAAGCGCGCACUUGAGUUGGAGCGGCUCCGCCAUCCACUUAUCCUUCAAAACCCAGAAUUUUCAUCUUCGCCAUUUGAGACUAUCCGUAUUCAUGCACAAAAUACACUACUCCAACAUCAAGUGCCAGAACUUAACGUGGACGCCUAA
Laccaria bicolor S238N-H82 is the source of this 624-nucleotide messenger RNA. RefSeq lists its product as uncharacterized. Gene Ontology annotation, cellular component: nucleolus; 90S preribosome; preribosome, small subunit precursor. The transcript is spliced from 5 exons. Lineage: Eukaryota; Fungi; Basidiomycota; Agaricomycetes; Agaricales; Hydnangiaceae. The record is from RefSeq and is a predicted model, not a curated record. Gene Ontology annotation, biological process: maturation of SSU-rRNA from tricistronic rRNA transcript (SSU-rRNA, 5.8S rRNA, LSU-rRNA). Bases 1 to 624 code for a protein of 207 amino acids.